Messenger RNA from Aspergillus homomorphus CBS 101889, 1320 nucleotides. RefSeq names its product brevianamide F reverse prenyltransferase. Lineage: Eukaryota; Fungi; Ascomycota; Eurotiomycetes; Eurotiales; Aspergillaceae. The transcript has 2 exons. The coding region runs from base 1 to 1320 and encodes 439 amino acids. Gene Ontology annotation, molecular function: transferase activity, transferring alkyl or aryl (other than methyl) groups. The record is from RefSeq and is a predicted model, not a curated record. Gene Ontology annotation, biological process: alkaloid metabolic process.
AUGGCUGCUCUACAGAACCUGUUCCCAGUGGAUCAUGCGCAUGUUCCACUUGCAAGCAAAAAAGACGUGAAUCCCACUGAGAAACUCCAUCACGACAUCGAUGUCAAGGAGGAGAAUGACCAAGUUGAGUGGUGGCAAGACACAGGGCGCCUGUGCGGUCGAUUCCUCCAAGUAGCCGGGUAUAGCCCUCAGCUUCAGGACUAUUACCUGGGUUUCACAAACACCACUCUCAUCCCUGCUCUGGGUCCGCAUCCGCAGGAAUGGAGAAGCGUCAUCACGCGCAGUGGGCUCGCCAUCGAAUACAGUCUGAACUUCCAAGAAAACACCAACCCCAUGCUUCGCAUCGGGUUCGAGCCGAUCAGCUACCUCGCGAAGACAGACAAGGAUCCCUUCAACAAGGUGGCUCACGCGGAGCUGUGCAAUCAACUAGCCCAGAUGGGACUGAAGGGAUUCGAUUCGACCCUGUUCCAUCAUUUCGCCAAGGACUUUCUCCUGUCGGAUCACCAAGCCGACAACUUCCCAGCGGACCGGAUCGGGCCCGACACCGUCCGGUCUCAGGCUGCCUUUGGCUUUGACUUCAAGGACGGCAAGAUCGGCGUCAAGGGCUAUGUCUUCCCCCGCCUGAAGGCCCUCUCCUCCGGCAUUCCCGUGGGGCAGCUGAUCAUGGACUCUGUGCGCAAGGUGGAGCACCAGAUGCAGUGCUCGGGACCCGCAGUCAGCCUCUUGAACGCAUACAUGGAGGAGAACGGCGGGUACAACGAGUACACGUUUCUGUCGUGGGACUUUGUCACCCCCGCCCAGUCGCGGCUGAAAUUCUAUGGCGUGCAUAACGAUGUCACCAUGCGCAAGGUCGCGGAAAUGUGGACCCUUGACGGCCGUCUGCUGGACGAGACCACCCUCAAGGGCCUCGUGCUCAUCGAGCGGCUCUGGCGUCUUCUGAAGAUCGGGGAGGGUGUGCGCGAGUACGAGGGGACUUGGGAUGACGGCGUCAAGUCCACAGACAAGGACGUCGCCACUCCCAUCGUGUGGAACUACGAGAUCCGACAAGGCUGCGAUCAACCCAUCCCCAAACUGUACUUCCCAGUCCAUGGUGAGAACGACUUGCUUGUGGCCCAGGCUAUCUCCGAGUUCUUCCGGUCCAUUGGCUGGAUCGACCGGGCGGAGAAGUAUGUGGAUGAACUGCGCUUCCUCUAUCCCGAAGAGGAUAUUGCGACCACUUCUCGUCUGCAGUCGUGGAUUUCCUUUGCGUACACCAAGCAAACUGGUGUUUACAUGAGCGUGUACUAUCAUUCGACAAUUUCCUACCCUUGGUCCCACUAG